Molecule: messenger RNA, 1285 nt
Organism: Amoebophrya sp. A120
Lineage: Eukaryota; Dinophyceae; Syndiniales; Amoebophryaceae
Source: the annotation of a GenBank genome assembly
GUGGAUAGAAGCAAAAAAACUCAGACUGCAGCUGUUUCGGUGCGACAUGUGGUAGUUUGGAACCCACCGGUCGCGCACGCUUUUUACAGGAAGAGCUGGAAGGCGUCGGAAGGCCUCCCUGUUUCUCCGUCUGACUUCGCUAGGAAAGUGAACAUGGCGCGGAAUCCAAAUCCGUUGAUUUUGGAUCGAAGGUGCCGUGUGGCUAUGGCAACGGAGUUUCUGUUUCAGAACUAUGAUCUUGUGUACAACUCGCUGCCAUUUCCGGUGAAGCACGGUAAGUCGAUAAAUGCGUGUGUCUUCGUUGAGUGAUGGGAAUGUGUCCGUUACGGCUGCCUACUGGACGUACGUGGAUAUCGAUAUACCCACACUACAGCAGGCCGCGCACAUAUUCCCAUGUGAAACUAGCUAUCCUGUGUACCCAACCCUUCCCCUUGAGGCUUAUCUUAUUUGCUCCUCCUCUCCGACUAUGCCUGGCUUCGUUUUGGUUCUGAAUCGCUGUGGCGUGAGCACCUGGCCGAGCGAUGGUGCGAGCCGUGCUAUUCUUGUUCGACUGGUCUACCUCGACGAGGUAGACCUUUAUUUGUGUCUAAAACUAAUUCGAAGGGCAACAUAUCCAUAAACAAUACAGGUUACUGCCUGAACCCAGAAUUGAUAAAUGCUACCGACCCACGUCUCUGGGUAACGCCAGUUAGAAGGGAACCGCUAGACGAAAACUGGUACCCAUUUUUCCGAAAAAUGUUUCGGAAAUUUGCAAAGAAGUGGCGGAGUGGCUCCGAUGGUGUAGGGCUCCGUUGGUCGUACGACCAACUUCAGUGGGACUGGCGAAGCUUCCAUGCACAGCGCCUGCGAGAUCGUGGAUCAUACGAGAAGCUUCUCGAUAAACGCGCGCCACUUGUGCCGAAAAGGCUCACUAACAGUCCGAAAAGCUAUCUGGUCUUUUAUCCUUCCAAAAUCUACAGCGGAAGCGAGUCUCAGGAACAAAGCUGAUGUGGGGUACAGGCUUGAAUACGAUAUGGAAUGCACGAUGAAAAAUAUCCGAUUUUUUUAGCAGAGUGCGCCUUUGUAGAUGUAGGUUUCCGUCGUGGUAUAGUCUUGCCGGCGCAAUGGAACUGGUCAAUAACCAAGGCUAACACUUAUGCUACAAAUCUAAAGACAGCUCCGUUUUUGUUCAGAAGGAAGUGCUGAGCAAUGUCCUCCGGCAGUGAAGAACCUAGUUCGUGUGGUAUGUACGAUUUCAGUUUCCAUGAUCAAGAGUGACAACCCGCUACGGCGAGGCAAGGUGGGG